AAGUUCCACAUGCCUGAGGGUUCCAAGGAAAAUCCUCUACUUAACCCUGAGAGGUUUAGUAGGGUCUUAAGGGAGACAAGUCCCUCACAAGGAGAAGGUCAACCUUCGGGCAAGACCACAGAGUCACCAACCCUUAAGUUGAUGGGAAAACAUCAAGGAACUAAGACCCUUUCCAAGACGUUCAGAGGAAUGAGUUGGCCACUGGACACUCGCCCUCUAAACAAAAGCUUAGUCAAGGACAACAAAUGGAGGGAGGCGGAUGCAACCCAAGAGAAACGCAGGUCUUUCCUGCAGGAGUUCUGCAAGAAAUAUGGUGGAGUGAGCCGUCCUCAGUCACAUCUCUUUCACAUGGUAUCCAGGAUCUAUGUGGAAGAUAAACACAAAGUCCUAUAUUGUGAAGUGCCAAAGGCUGGCUGCUCCAACUGGAAAAGAAUUCUGAUGGUUCUAAAUGGAUUGGCUCCCUCGGCAUACAACAUCUCCCAUGAUGCCGUCCACUACGGGAAGCAUUUGAAAAAGUUGGACAGCUUUGACCUAAAAGGGAUAUACACUCGUUUGAAUACCUACACCAAGGCGGUGUUUGUUCGUGACCCCAUGGAGAGGUUAGUGUCAGCCUUCAGGGACAAAUUUGAACACCCCAAUAGUUAUUAUCACCCAGUAUUUGGGAAAGCAAUUAUAAAGAAAUACCGGCCAAAUGCCUGUGAAAAAGCCUUAAAUAAUGGCUCUGGAGUCAAAUUCAAGGAGUUCGUUCACUAUUUACUGGAUUCUCACCGUCCGGUAGGAAUGGACAUUCACUGGGAGAAGGUCAGCAAGCUCUGCUACCCGUGUCUGAUCAACUACGAUUUUGUCGGGAAAUUUGAAACUUUGGAAGAAGAUGCCAAUUACUUUCUACAGCUGAUCGGUGCCCCCAAAGAGCUGAAAUUCCCCAACUUCAAGGACAGGCACUAUUUAAAGGACCUGACCAGAACCGAGAGACAAUUGAUCUAUGACUUCUAUCAGUUGGACUACAUGAUGUUUAAUUAUACCACUCCGUUUCUGUAGUUUGCAUUCAUGUUCUAAAACACUGUAUUUACUUCAUGAGGACGAUCUUGAAUCAGCUAACUGUAAUUUUCCUAUAAUUCUCCAUAGGGGAGAGAUUUAACUAAAUGCAGUUGCCUUGAUUUAAUGAAGACUUUUACCAAAUAGUAUGACACCAAUUGGCACAAAGUUAUAGGAAAAUUACCUCACAGAAACAUGUGAACAACUCGAGUUACUCUAAAAUGUUUGGGAAAGAGCUGCUUUUGCAUUAUGGAUCAGAUUAUAGAAGCAAUAACCCAGCCAGCUGCUCCCUCCACCGCAGCAGACCCCACCACGACAGGAAGAGGGAUCUAAAAUAGCAUGAGUGGAUGUCUCCACCCUGGAUUGGUGGCAUUACGUGCAUGGAUAUAUUUCUAGCAGUCUGAGGCAUAUGAAUCAAACCCUGGCUAGUUUUCUUAUACCCCGGAAAUCUUUCAAUCAACUGCAAUGACGAAUUGGUUUUGAGAUGGCAUUUGGGGCCUGAGCCUUUCACUUUAGAUUGGGAGGCAUCGUGUGAUUUACAACAUGAGAAGGCAGCACAUACACCAGAUGAGGCUCUGGCUUUCUAUAUUCAACAGCCAAUAAAAAAUGCUCAACAGACUCAGAUCAAAGCAACAGAAAAGCCUUCCUCUUCCCGGGAAACAGAAGGGAAUUAAUUCCGUUUUCUCUGGAGUCUCUACGCGGAGACGAAAUGAGCACAGCCACUGGGGGCCUUUGCUUCUGAGGCAGGCGGUUGAGUUUAGGCCUCGGUAGAUAGAAAUGUGCUCCUAAUUCUGGUUUAAUUGGGGGGGGGGAGUGGUUGUUUCAGGAUGGAAGACUCAUCAAAAAACAAAAGCUGCCACUCGGACUACAGACCUCAAACAAUAAGGGAGUUUUAUAAGAACGGUAUUGGAAUCAAAGCAUCAUGUGCACAGCGCUGUAUGUGGCAUGAACUCUGUGAAUAGCUUUGUUUUCAGUCUAAUGUUUCAGCUUGGGAAUGACUUCCCAAAAACGAAUGCACCACUUCAAAGAUGGGUUAUAUUCCAGAGAAUAAACAGAACAGGCGCCCCUGGGAACAUUUUAAUAGGCUUUUGCAUAAACAAAUUAAGGUACUUUUUUAAGUUUAAAUAUUCUGUCCUAACCAAGUCAAAUACCAGUGCAUUCACAGAUUAAGUCAGAGUUGGGAAAAUAAGACCAUGUGUCACCCCCGUGAGCAGUCGUAAUGCAUUUUAGACAUUUUUUCCAAAGGACCCGGAAGCAGAAGACACGUUUGAGUGGGAAAUUCAUUCUCACUGGUCAGCUGUUACCCUGGGUUAAACCACGCCAUUCAAAUCUCGCUUACAUCCUGUUGCUUCCCCACACCAUCGCUUUAGUCAGUAAACACUCAGAAAUGGCUUUCGCAGAAAAGCAGGUGUUCGUAUCUGAGUAUGAUGCUGCAGUCGCCCGUUUCGAUUUGGUUCUCCGUGUCAUGGCCGAGCACUCAUGAGCUGCUUCACUCUCUACACACCCCUACCCUCUGUGUCUGCCAUCGUCAGCGGUACACCUUCCACACUGACCUGCCACUCCCUUCCCACGCCAUCCACUCGCGCCGCGAGACCACACUCCGAAGCUGUGCUCUCUCUUUAAGGAGUUCUACUCCAGAGGAAGCUCAUUUCUAUCAUUUGAAUUUCGCUGCACCACGUAGGGCGAGUUCCGUUUUGAAAUCUCACACUUCGUGAGCUCUCUGAUCAACAGGAAAAGCGAAAGGAUGGUCCCCCCCGCUGGGACGUGCGUCAGAUCCCUCUCUUACCAGCAGAUGCAGGCACUCCUCCAGUUCUUUCUUUUCGCUUCAUUAAUUUGUCCAUUUCUUAUACCCUCUUCGUAUGAAUAUGAAAUCUCUGUUGUCAUUGGAAUCUGUCUUAGGUCUUAAAUGCAGGAGGAGAGAGACGGUGUCUGUUUCAUUCAUUCUGUGCCGUUUCUAGCAAAGCGCUCAUGAAAAGUCACUGUGACAGAUGUCUGCUGAAGUGCAAGGUCCCUCUCCAGCUUCUCCCAGUGGGGAAUGGGUGCAUUUCUGCCCUGGGACUCUCAGACCUGCAGGACCAGCGGAUCUAAGGAGAAGGCCCCGGGCAGUGAGGAAGGCCCCGGGCAGUGAGGGGGGACUGGGGCGGUGAGGAGGGACUGGGGCAGUGA
Molecule: messenger RNA, 3201 nt
Organism: Myotis davidii
Lineage: Eukaryota; Metazoa; Chordata; Mammalia; Chiroptera; Vespertilionidae
Gene: CHST9
Product: carbohydrate (N-acetylgalactosamine 4-0) sulfotransferase 9
Exons: 1
Coding region: 10-1038 (342 amino acids)
Biological process (GO): carbohydrate biosynthetic process; proteoglycan biosynthetic process
Cellular component (GO): membrane
Molecular function (GO): sulfotransferase activity
Source: RefSeq, a predicted model, not a curated record